Capra hircus (goat) is the source of this 4002-nucleotide messenger RNA. It is a transcript of the gene TRIM36, whose product is annotated as tripartite motif containing 36. The record is from RefSeq and is a predicted model, not a curated record. The transcript has 11 exons. Lineage: Eukaryota; Metazoa; Chordata; Mammalia; Artiodactyla; Bovidae. The coding region runs from base 290 to 2470 and encodes 726 amino acids. Gene Ontology annotation, molecular function: zinc ion binding; protein binding.
GGCCGCCCGCCCCGCCGCAGUCCGCCGGAGCCGCCGCCGCAGCAGGUCGCGGGCCGCGAUUCCCGGGGCCGUCGCAGGAGCAGAGUUCGGCUCUCCGCGCCUGUGCUGUAGUCCGCCCUGGCCUCCUCCUGCCCGCGGUCCGCUGGCCGGGGCCGGCUGACCAGCUUGCCCUCCGGCUCCGAACCGAGGCUCGGCGGCCGCCGCAGGGACCCGCCCGCCAGAGCCUCCCCGGGGCCGCGCGUCUGCCUGCUGGGGCCCUGCCGUUGAUGACACCUGGCGGGAGGCUGCCAUGGAGGGGGACGGCUCAGACUCGCUGGUGACCAUUAAGAAUAUCGAAAGAGAGCUCAUUUGCCCGGCAUGCAAGGAGCUGUUCACCCACCCGCUGAUUCUCCCUUGUCAGCAUAGCAUCUGUCAUAAAUGCGUGAAGGAGCUCUUACUGAUGCUUGAUGAUUCGUUCAAUGACGUGGGGUCUGACAACUCCAAUCAGAGCAGUCCCCGACUUCGGCUUCCCUCCCCUAGCGUGGAUAAAAUUGACCGAAUUAGCAGACCAGCAUCACAACGGAGAUCUUUGGGGUGGAGAGGCUGGAAGCGCAAUUCACUGACCCCUAGGACAACCACUUUUCCUUGUCCUGGCUGUGAGCAUGAUGUGGAUCUUGGAGAGCGGGGAAUCAAUGGUCUGUUUCGAAAUUUCACUUUGGAAACUAUUGUUGAAAGAUAUCGGCAGGCAGCCAGGGCAGCCACAGCCAUUAUGUGUGACCUUUGUAAGCCACCACCUCAAGAAUCCACAAAAAGUUGCAUGGACUGCAGUGCAAGCUACUGCAAUGAAUGCUUCAAAAUUUACCAUCCUUGGGGCACUGUAAAAGCGCAGCAUGAGUAUGUGGGUCCAACUACGAACUUCAGACCCAAGAUUUUGAUGUGCCCAGAGCAUGAAACAGAGAGGAUAAACAUGUACUGUGAAUUGUGCAGGAGGCCAGUCUGUCAUCUCUGUAAGUUGGGUGGGAAUCAUUCCAAUCACCGUGUAACCACCAUGAGCAGUGCCUACAAAACCUUAAAGGAGAAGCUUUCAAAGGAUAUUGAUUACCUUAUUGGCAAGGAGAGCCAGGUGAAGAGUCAAAUUUCUGAGCUAAACUUGUUGAUGAAAGAGACAGAGUGUAACGGAGAGCGGGCUAAAGAAGAUGCAAUUACACAUUUUGAAAAGCUCUUUGAAAUCCUAGAAGAGAGGAAAUCAUCUGUUUUGAAGGCAAUUGAUGCUUCUAAGAAACUAAGAUUAGACAAAUUUCAGACUCAAAUGGAAGAGUACCAGGGGCUGCUGGAGAACAAUGGGCUGGUGGGGUACGCUCAGGAGGUGCUGAAGGAGACGGAUCAGUCUUGCUUUGUCCAGACGGCAAAGCAGCUCCACGUCAGAAUACAGAAAGCUACAGAGUCUUUGAAGAGCUUUAGACCUGCGGCUCAAACUUCUUUUGAAGACUAUGUUGUUAACACAUCUAAACAAACAGAACUUCUUGGAGAAUUAUCUUUUUUCUCAAGUGGUGUAGAUGUGCCAGAGAUCAAUGAGGAACAGAGCAAAGUUUAUAACAACGCUUUGAUAAAUUGGCACCAUCCAGAAAAGGAUAAAGCUGAUAGCUAUGUCCUUGAAUAUCGCAAGAUUAAUCGAGAUGAAGAAAUGUUGUCUUGGAAUGAGAUAGAAGUUUGUGGCACAAGUAAAGUUAUUUCCGAUCUUGAGAGUAAUUGUAACUAUGCUUUCAGAGUAAGAGCCUACAAGGGUUCCAUCUGCAGUCCUUGCAGCAGAGAGCUGAUUCUUCAUACUCCUCCAGCUCCAGUUUUCAGUUUCCUCUUUGAUGAAAAAUGCGGCUAUAAUAAUGAACACCUCCUGCUGAACUUGAAGAGAGACCGUGUGGAGAGCAGAGCUGGGUUUAACCUCCUGCUUGCUGCGGAGCGGAUCCAAGUGGGUUAUUACACCAGCUUAGACUACAUCAUUGGAGAUGUUGGGAUUACUAAAGGGAAGCACUUUUGGGCCUUCCGUGUGGAGCCGUAUUCGUACCUGGUGAAAGCGGGCGUCGCUUCCAGUGACAAACUGCAAGAAUGGCUCCGGUCUCCCCGGGACGCAGUUAGUCCAAGGUACGAGCAGGACAGCGGGCACGACAGCGGCAGCGAGGACGCCUGUGUUGAUUCUUCGCAGCCCUUUACGUUGGUUACUAUAGGUAUGAAGAAAGUCUUUAUUCCCAAGUCACCUACUUCCAACGAACCUGAAAAUAGAGUCCUUCCCAUGCCAACAAGCAUAGGAGUUUUCCUCGACUGUGAUAAAGGCAAAGUGGCUUUCUAUGACAUGGAUCACAUGAAAUGCCUCUACGAGCGCCAGGUGGACUGCUCCCAUAUGAUGUAUCCAGCGUUUGCCUUGAUGGGCAGUGGAGGAGUCCAGCUCGAAGAAUCCAUCUCAGCAAAGUACCUAGAAUACCAGGAGAACAUGUAGUCUACGCAUUUGGUGUGAUUUAGGAUGAAGAAUGAGCAGAAUGCUGCCUCGGUGUUACCUUUGUAACUAAUUAUAUAUCAUCUGAGUGUUGUGUCACCACACUUAUUUUUUGUGUAUGUUUCUUCUUCAAACACAGAAAACCUAAGCAGCCUUUCUGCCUUUCACAAAUGCUGGGGAGAGACGUUCUUUCCUAGUUAACACUGAGAUGGGUGACUGGACUUUCUUUUUUAUGCACAGGAAAUCUAAUUUAUUUGUAUCAGCUUGUGUUGCUGUUACUUAGACAUUCCUUGUUUUGGGCUGGGGGGAAGGGAUCCAAAAGUAUUUAUUACUCUUCUUUUGGGUUUGGUUUUUCAUUUUUGUAUCAUGUUUAUGUCCUCAGAGGAGAUAUUUUUUAAAUGCCUUAUGGAUAGGAAGUAGUACUAAGCAUGGUGUUGUGCAUUUGUUUUUAAUAGGAAAACAAAGGUAUAGAUAGAUAAAAUGAAAAAGGCCAUAGAAAUAGUAGUAUAUUUAAAUGGAAAAUUAUGUAUUUAAGAAUAUAUUGCCUAGAAAAUGAAUACUACUGUUUGUUCUUUUCUGAGACCACAGACUGUAAGGACAUUUUAAAGAGUUUUCUUGGCUGGUAAUGCCCGUACUUGCAUGUGUAAGAAAUAUGGUUUAUCGCAGGAAACACAGAAUUCUUGGCUAACACAUGAAGCUUUUCACUUUGUAUGAUUUUUUGGGAAAUUUUUUUCUUCAAUUUUUUUUUUUUUUAGUUACUCUGUGAGCAUAUUUGAGCUUAUAUCAAAUACUUAUUUUUCAUAAAUACUAGUGACAAUAAUGAUGCCAUUCUUUUGCUUUUUGUGUCUUGUAAUUUUCAUUUUGGGACACAAACAUUACAUAUCAGAUUGUCUUGGUUUAUGUUUACAUGUUUGAAAACUUCACAGUAUAUUUUCAGUGUCAUUAAAUAUAUUAUAAAAUGUGAAGUAGCUAUCUGGUCAGUUGUAUGGCAUUUUCUCUGGCUCAUUGGUAAUAAGCAUUUAUUCUAUAAGGAAAUAAAAGUAUAGAUUUGUUUAGAAAUAAUAACUGAAAUCAUAAUGACUGUGUAUACCCUUCUUAAAAGUCGAACGUUCUUUGAAGAAUUACAUUUUAUCUAAAUUUUAUCCUCAUUUUUGAAGGAUACUCUUUUUUGGGUGGUUUUAUUUAAACUGGUUAGUUUUUUUUAAAGUUAGAGUAUUCAGGAACUAGACUGUUAAGUAUAUUUAGCGUUAAUCAUUUCGGAAUUCUUUUGAUACAUUUUAAUUGACUAACCAAAACUCUUAGCUCUGGCUUUUUUGUUGUUGUUAUGUACAUAUAUUAAUGGAAAUCUGUUAUUCAGGUUGGUAGCACUAAAUUCGUACCUUUUCCCCCAGACCCAGGAAGGAAAUAUCAUGGAGAGUUUCAGUGUUGAGUAAGCUUUGUUUCCCACCUGUGAAUAGCACUUUAUGACAUAGGCUGAACUAAACAAAUAUGCAGUGUUACGUGGAUCGUUGUGCAAUAAAGCUGCUAACGUCACA